ACGAAUUCAUACAUUAGAUUUGAGGUGCAAAAAAAUGGAGAGAAGAAGUCCUUCAUCCCCAAGCCUUAACAAUGCCACUUCGAGUUUCACUGUGGACUCGCGCUUCGUGGAUCUUAAACCGCUGGGGUUUGGAGGAAGUGGGGUUGUAUUCUCUGCGACAGACAGUGACUGUGAUAAAGCUGUGGCCAUCAAAAAACUUGCCUUCCAUGACAAAAAAAGCUGCAAGUAUGCACUGCGUGAGAUUAAGAUAAUGAGGCGACUCAAACACGAGAAUGUUGUGACAGUGUAUGAGAUCCUUGGACCAAAUGGGUACCAGCUGUCAGGUCACUCCAGCAGUAUUCCCCUGAAUGAACUAACAUCACUGUACUUGGUUCAGGAGUUACUGGACACUGACCUACAGCAACUGAUUCAGUGUCAAGUUUUAACGGAGGAACAUGUCCGCCUCUUCCUCUAUCAGCUUAUCAGAGGACUUAAAUACAUCCACUCCGCCAAUGUUGUCCACCGUGAUCUCAAACCCUCCAAUCUUCUCAUUAACAUAGAGGAUCUCAAUCUGAAGAUUGGGGACUUUGGACUUGCCAGAAUCGUUGACAUGGAAUACUCACACAAGGGUUAUCUGACAGAUGGCGUGGGAACUUGUUGGUACCGCUCUCCUGAGCUGAUUAUCUCCCCUCGUGACUACACCAAGGCUAUAGAUAUGUGGAGUGUGGGCUGUAUUUUUGCAGAGAUGCUAACAGGAAAGUCGCUCUUUGCUGGUGGAAACGAAAUGGACCAGAUUGGGAAAAUUUUGGAUGUUACUCACCUUAGUGAUAAUGAGUGGAACACAUUGACUCAGGUUUUACCUAUCAGUGUCCUUAGAAGUAGGUCAAGGCCACCCAAGACAGCAUUAAAGUCAAAGUUCAAGGAACUGUCAGAAGAUGCCCUGGAUUUGCUGGAGAACCUCCUCCUAUUUAAUCCAGACAGCCGGAUUUCUGCUGAGGAUGCCCUGGAUCAUGUGUACCUGGCUGAGUACAGAUGUCCUGAGGAUGAACCAAGUGUUCUCAGGUCGUUCCAUGUGGAAAACGAGGUGGAUGAACUGUCCCCUAAAACCUUGAGACGAAUGCUCGGGAAUGAGGUAUCGGAACCUGUUAUUCCAUGUGGUCAAACAUGUGACAAUAACAAAAUUACAGAUUCCAUUGUAACAAACCGAGUUGUUGCCAAAAAUAUGGAGAAUGUGUCUAGAUCUUCAUCAUCAGAGAGUUUGUCAGACAUUGUAGAUAAUAAAUACUGCAGCAUCACUCAUCUUUUACAAAUAUCGGAGAAACUUAAUCUCCUGGAAAGCUCUUCUCCUUCACAGAAAGAGCUCUCUCUGCAAGUCAUUGUAAACCUUCCAGAUGAGGAAAAUAAAAAAGAGCAGCUCUCUCCUAAGGAGGAGAAAAAUGGGCAUCAACCUGUUCCUAAAAAUAGCCCCCAGUUGAUGUCUCUGCAACCAAGAGAUGACAGGAAACCGACAGAGAGCAGUAUUAGUCUGCUGCCUAUAAAACAACCAGACCCUCACUUCACUGUGAAAAAGAACCUUCCAAAAUUCCAGAUCUUUGAGUCGAAGGAUAAUGAUUCCCACGUAGAUAGAUCAACAUCAUCAAACUUUUACAGUGAAAAUGCCUCUAACUUUUUAAAUGCUGAUUUGUCAAGAGAUGAAAAAGUAGAUGAAGUGCAGCAAAAAAUAUCCAAAAACUUUGUAGCUAAAAAGAAGUCAACAAAUCAAAGGCAGAAGGAUCGACUUAAUGAAGAGAGACGUGCUGAAUCACCACGGGAAAUCCUCCAAAAAGUAGAGAAAAAUCGACCUAGAGCUGACACAGAUAAGUACACAGAAAGUAAAUCCAAGGCGAGGCACAGACCCAGGGGAGAGAGCUGGAAAGAAGAAAAAAUGAAAAGAAAUAAGAUCGAUAAAAAUCGUGAGAGUUCCGAAAGGUCGCAGGAUUUUGAUUCCAUGUAUAGAUUACCAACAGAACAUUUAUUACAUCGACGAGCUCGACGGAAUGAUGACAGGUCAUCUAAUCGAGUGGAGUCACAGCUGAGAAUACACGAACAAAGAAACUCUCAGCUUAAGCUAGCAGAACUAGAGAAAGACAGGUGUAUUGGUGCUAUGGGCGGGUGUCACCUGUCGUCCCCGGGGGACUCUCAGGAAGAUAUCCCCUCCCUGAUGGAGGAACACAGAAGUAGAAGCAGCAGUGGAAGCUCGGAAACCGACUCCAACUUCAUCAACGAUUUCCCACGAAGAUCAGAACAUUGAAAUAUUAGUUUAUGUUGGUUCAUAAAUGAAUUCAAACUUCAUAUCGUGAAUAUUAUAUUGUUAGCCUUCAAUUAAUUCAUUAUGCAGCAGAACAAAUGAACAGUGUAACAAGGUUGAUUGUGGCAUUUAACACGUUGUUAAAACAACAACACUGAAAGAAAUACUAUAACAGCAAUUCUUAAUUGCCUUUUAACUGUAUUUUCAUUUCAUUUAAUGAUGUAUCAUAAUGAUAUAAGGUUUGUGUGAGUUUGUGUAUGAUAUUAAAGAAAAUCAAAUAAU
Saccostrea echinata is the source of this 2548-nucleotide messenger RNA. RefSeq lists its product as uncharacterized. Gene Ontology annotation, cellular component: cytoplasm; nucleus. Bases 35 to 2269 code for a protein of 744 amino acids. Gene Ontology annotation, biological process: cell surface receptor signaling pathway; protein phosphorylation; intracellular signal transduction. The record is from RefSeq and is a predicted model, not a curated record. Gene Ontology annotation, molecular function: ATP binding; MAP kinase activity. The transcript has 4 exons. Lineage: Eukaryota; Metazoa; Mollusca; Bivalvia; Ostreida; Ostreidae.